UAACGACAAAUUCAACAUUCUAUUUCAAAUGUUAGUGCCCGAUUUUGUAGAAAGACUCCCGUGUUCUUACUCCACCGGUGCUGGGCAGUGGCAAGCGCCGAGAAGGAAGUUUCCUGCAUAUUGUAGGGCAUAGGCCCUCGCACUAACAAGUAGAUUCUCAUUGCUAAUCGCCAUGAAAUCUUCAGUACUGCUUUUGCUACUCUGCGCCGCGGUGCUCACUGUGGUCACCUUGGCUUCCGAAGCGUAUCCCUCUGGCUACGAUACCGCUUCCUGCGACGUUGACCUGCUCCCCGUCAGACAAGAAGUCUACGACGGUGGGCGCAUCUUCGACAUCAGUCACCGAUACACGCCUGAUAUGCCGUCCUUUGAUUCCGAUGAGGGAAUCGGUCAGUUCCUGUGGCUGCCCCAGAGUAUGAAGAACGGAUCGAUUGCCAAUAAUUCUGAAAUGAAGAUGCAGACUCACACCGGCACGCACGUCGACGCCCCGGGUCACGUCUUCGAUCACUACUUCGACGCCGGCUUCGAUGUCGAUACUCUUGACCUUGAAGUUCUCAAUGGUCCUGCUCUGCUAGUUGAUGUUCCAAGGAAUAAGAACAUAACCGCUGAAGUUAUGGAGUCCUUAAAUAUUCCUAAGGGAGUACGUCGUGUGCUUUUCAGGACAUUAAACACGGACAGGCGACUUAUGUUCACAAAGAAAUUUGACACAAGCUAUGUGGGAUUCACACAGGAUGGGGCAAAAUGGCUAGUGGAGAAUACUAACAUUAAACUUGUUGGGAUUGAUUACUUAUCUGUUGCUGCAUAUUCUGAUUUACUUUCUGCUCAUUAUGCUUUUCUUAAAGGCAGGGAAACCAUUCUUGUGGAAGGCCUGAAACUGGACGACAUCAAACCUGGAAUAUAUUCGGUCCAUUGCCUACCUCUGAGGUUGUUUGGUGCUGAGGGGUCCUAUAAGAUGCAUUCUCAUCAAGGGUUAAUUUUCUCAUAGAUUUUACAAUGUAAGCGGUUUGCCACGAGAAGUCUGGGGAUCUGUUACCACUUACCAUCUCUACUAGGUAAUCCGGAAAUUCAUGCCCAUGACAUAUUCAUGCGGCUUAUUACCUAAAAUCUUUUCCAUGUGCCAUGCUGCUUAUUGUAUGUGAAUUGAAACACAGAAUUCCCUUUGACAUAUUCCUUUCAUUUGAGUGGCAUGAAUAGUACUGUCAUGCA
This is a messenger RNA of Vitis vinifera (wine grape), 1203 nucleotides long. RefSeq names its product cyclase-like protein 2. The record is from RefSeq and is a predicted model, not a curated record. Gene Ontology annotation, molecular function: arylformamidase activity. NCBI's taxonomy places the organism in Eukaryota, Viridiplantae, Streptophyta, Magnoliopsida, Vitales, Vitaceae.